This is a messenger RNA of Bemisia tabaci, 5130 nucleotides long. RefSeq lists its product as uncharacterized. Gene Ontology annotation, molecular function: DNA-binding transcription factor activity, RNA polymerase II-specific; RNA polymerase II transcription regulatory region sequence-specific DNA binding; protein binding. Gene Ontology annotation, biological process: regulation of transcription by RNA polymerase II. Gene Ontology annotation, cellular component: nucleus. Lineage: Eukaryota; Metazoa; Arthropoda; Insecta; Hemiptera; Aleyrodidae. The record is from RefSeq and is a predicted model, not a curated record.
GGAAUUGAAGGAAACAGUGAUCUUUCCUUUCGAUUCCCAUACACCUCUUCCUCCCUUGAAUAUACUUCAAGUGAAGUGUGUAAUGAAAUCAAUUCAUCAUGAAUUCUUGGGAUGCAAGAAUCCCGCUGCAACUAACUGUGUGCAGUAUAUGUUCAGAGAAUCAUCCAAUAGAAAAGUGCCAGAUUCUCACAGAAGUGAAACAUAUAGCUGAUAACAAUCCUCCAACAUUAGCACGUCUCUCGGUCCCCUCAACACUCAGUGUUAGAGACACGCUACAUGGACCAGUAGUUGUUGCCAAAGCACCACUAUGCCGAGGCACGCAAUUUGGGCCUUUCAAAGCUGACCUUAUUGAUGCACCUCCGCAGUCCGGUUUUAUUCUCCAAAUAUUUCAUGACAAUGAUGUUCCCGGCCUUUUCCUAGAAACAAACAAUGAACACAAAUGCAAUUGGAUGUGUUUGGUAGCUGCUGCAGAAAAUUCCUCUGAGCAAAAUUUGGUUGCCUACCAGGUUGAUCAGAAAAUUUAUUAUUCCAUCACCAAAAAUGUGAAUGUCGGUGAUGAGUUGAAGGUCUGGUAUGCCCCAUUCUACGCUGCAAAAUUGAAUAAAAGAUUACUACCUCCAGGCGAUACAGAGGAAGUCCUACAAAAUGCAAUUGAGGACUACAAUAGCACCCCAAAAAAUUUAAAACAGAAACCCAAACUGAAAAACCACAGAAUCCCAUCAGCAGCUCCAGUGGUCAAUGAAUUAACUCCUAAGCAACUUGGUGCCAAAGUAACGAAAGAUGAAUGGGUGUGCAAGAGAUGCUCUGCCACGGAAAAAACAGUUCCAUUGUAUGCGAGACACCUUAUGAUUCACCUUAAAGAAGAUAUGAUCUUAGCACUCAGAAUUCAGAAGAUAAAUCAAACGAAAGAGAAGGGCUACGAAUUAAUGAAGAUUACUCCUGAAGAACCUGCGAGCACCGAAGCGACGCUUCAUACUACUAGUGACUUACCUGGAAAUACAAAUACCAUCAUGGACAUUCCCUCCGAAGCAGAACCUACCGAUCUCCUGUCAAAAAGUGCUGACUUAGUCGACAAACUGUUGUCACCAAAUAGCUUUAAUGAGAACUUGCUGAAUGAUCUUGACUUUUGUCCUCCAGUCCUUACAAAUGGCGCAAACAUGUCCACUGAAGCAGAAAAUAAACUCAAUCAAGAUAAACCAAUGGAAGGAUCCUCACUAGACACUGUCAAUACAGUGAACAUUUUAGACUUUGAAGAUCUUAAUAUCUCGAAUCUUGACAAAACUGUCAGCCUUAAUAAUUUAUUCAGUCUCGAUAAUGAUCUUUUCCUCAACCUCAACGGCGAAGAGAGCCGAUCCAGUCAAAAGAAAGCUGAAAUAAACCCCACCGACCGCUCAAAACUGGACUUUGAUUUUAAAUCGGCCUCAAGUCUAAUUGAUCUCAGCUCCAAUCUGGAUGACUUAAUUAACGAUAUUUCCCUCAUCAAGGAUUCAAAAAAGGACACUUUAGAUUUUAGUCAAGACCUGAGUAGUAUCCUGAAUGAUAAGAAACUGUUUUCUCCCCUUUCAACCCCAUUUUCUGGAGUUCAAGCCUGCAACGAGACUGACUUUUCCUGCUCGAGCAAUGACAAUGAGCUCGUCAAAGUAAUAAGUUCAGUGCCUUCAAGCAUGGCGAGUACUCUUCCUUCGUUUUCAGUUGACAAUAUUCAAUCCGCAGUGCCUUCUCACAUACUUAACUCAUCGCUAUCAAAAGAUUCUGUCCUUGCGGUUCCUGGAAAAUCUUUGGCAACCACUGAGCCAAUUAAUGCACCGAAUCCAUCCCUUGACUACACGUGUGAGAUAUGCUUGUCUGAAUUUAAAAAUGCUCAAAAUCUCUUUCGUCACCUACGUUUUCACAUCGGAGAGUUCACCUGCACCAAAUGUUUUAGGGCAUUUUCCCGGAAACAAACUCUGGAUGACCACAUGUGUAAACUUUUUCCUUGUAAGAAAUGUGAUCAAAAAUUUUUUCUCGUCUCACAUUAUCAGAAACAUGAGAAAUGGCACACUCGAUUAGAAAAAAUUGAGCGUAUGAAAGCAAAAGAAAAUGGCACAAGCGAUGAAGGACUUUGCAAGAUCUGCAAUGCUAAAUUGGCAACAAAGCAACAACUGAGAAAACAUUGCAAAACAGUUCAUACCGUUGACAUAAGAAGUAUUUCCGGCACUAAAUCCUGCCAGUGUCCUGUUUGCGGGAAAGAAUACAAAGAUAUCAGAACCUUAAACUCUCAUCUCAAAGUACAUGGAGAGCCAGAAUUUGAGUGUCAGAUUUGUGAUAAGAAGUUCCAUCGGAAAAGCAUCCUAAGAAGACACCUUUUGUCAGUUCAUAGCUCAUUUAAGUUUCAGUGUAGCCUGUGUCCAUCGUCUUUUUCCACCGAUAACGCCUACCAACUUCAUAUGAAAUCCAUGCACUCUCAGCAGAGUCUUUUUAAGUGCAAAUACUGUGAAAAGGUUUUAAAUCGGAAGGUCAACCUAGAGCAGCACGAGCAGUCUCAUUUGAAGAGUAAGGUGCCAUGCCCUGACUGCACCAGAACGUUCAUAACGCAUGAAGGGCUGGAAAAACAUAGGAAAAUUCAUCUGAAGCGAAAAAGUUUCUCUUGCUCGCAGUGCUCACAUACUUUUAACGGGAAAGUGGCAUUAUCAAAGCACUUCAAGAAAGAACAUCUUGGACCGUACACAUGUUCCUUUUGCUUCAUGUCUGUCAAGAGAAUCGUUUGUCUGAAGAAACACUUAGAAUGCCGUCAUAAAGAUAAAGUAAACGAAUGGAGUGUACCUGGUUAUUUUGAUUCUCUGAAGGGCUUGACAGUCGACAAAAACAAGAAUCUCAAUGAGACGAGCAUUAUCGUCGAGGCUAAUGAAAAUUCAUCAGAGGUCACAGACCAUUCAGUGCUCAGUUCUAUUCACUCGGUGAAAGCAAUGGACACAAAGGACAAAACUGAAGACCACUGCAUUACUGAUUUAGAUACAGAAGUUUUCAAUGAUAAUGGACUGAGUGAUCCUGUCUCAAUGAGUUUUGACAGUAUUAGUCUUGGAAUCUUCGGUUCCGACACCAACAAUGCCAUCAUUAGUGAUGUUAUGAACAAGAAAGAUGAAAGCAUUUUUGAAGACAACUUACUUCUGAGUGACAAUCAGUUUCAUUUGAUUAAGAAAAAUUGUGAAGUAGGAGGCAAGAAGAAUGAAAGUAUUUUUGGAGACAGUUUGUUGAUAAAUGGUGGGCAGCCAUCACUGAAGAGAAACAGCGAAGUUCCUUUGAUAAGCGGCGCUAAAUCAAGCCAGCCUACUUCGAAAAGUGAUGCCUUGAGUAUCGCAACAGAUACCAAUCCGUUAUGUUCAAAUUCGGUCCUGGAUUGCAGUACCUUAGGUCUCAACUCUUCAGGUGGCGAGAUUUUUUGGACUGUAUCAGAUUUACCGGGACUUGGUUGCAAUCAAAACAGUCUCUCUCAGUUACAUAUUCCAGAUACUCAAAAUCUCAGUGAGUCAUUGUCUUCCAGUGGGAACAUGUUACUGUACGUCAUAGAGCCAUCCUCCACAGAAACCACCAGCAACUCAGAACUUGGAGUUUUCUUAGUUUAAUUUCCUGCCCGUGGGUUUAUUGUUAACGACAUUCGUUUUCCUAUCAUUUAGGAAUCGAGAUUCAUUCACAUCGAAAGUAUUUAUCGCUGAAUGUUAUCCGAAUAAUAUAACAUCAGUAGACAGAACUAAUUACCCUGCAAAGCAAUUCUGUGCUAAAUCAAAUUUAAAACAUUUGUUAAUAAUCUUUCUUGGUGAGAAGUGCUUCUUCCUCUAUCCACUUACACUGUUUUUUUUAUUGUCUUUUGUUAGCUUGAACUGUCGGUUGCAGUCUUGUCACCGCUCAGACUUGGCGUCUUGUUUUCUCUGCUUUGAUGAAUUGAGUUACGUUUUGUACACAAAUUCCAUAAUUUUCUUUUCAGAGUCUAGAAAUAAUUAGUGGAAAUACAUUAAUGCUAAUCUGUUGCAAAUGGAUUUAGGGAAAUAAAUAUGAAAUAUAUCAUGGUGACAGAGAACAGGAAUGGACGUAGCAGCUGUUGCAAAAACCCUUGAAUUGUAUUUUUAUACCGAAUCUUUUCUCAUCAACUUAUUAACAGUUAAAACUUACCAGCAAAAAUCAAGAAGCAGACUGUUUCCCUCGAACAUUGAUUCAGUCUAUGCACAUAAGCUAAGCAGAGGCGAGCACGCUGACGGUGUAAGUCGGCAAUCAAAUAACUCGGUUUGUGUGACGUCGCAGAUUUCCUGUCAUACUUUAUUUUUUAAACGGAAAACUACUCAACGGCAUCUCUUUAAAGCUGCUGUGAUUUUUCUUCUCUGUGCGAAGAAAAUUCUGGAAUAACCUCAAAGAAUGAUGUCAAUUUGUUUUUCUUUGAAAAAAUAACUUAGAGGCGGAGAUUUUCAGACACUGCAACCGAGAUAUGUGAUUGCGGACCUACGCUAUCGAUGUGUUUCUCCCAUAUUUGUUCUCUAUCUACCGUCCUAUUUAGCUGUGCAAGGAGGGACAAAGUUGCAUUUAGUGCCAGAAAACCCCUGCAGCUUCGAUCCUUCAUUAUUCUUAAACUGUGUAACAAGCACCUUAUAACAAUUAUCGUUAGGUAUUUGCUCUAGAAACUCAUUAUGUACCACUGAUUUGCAGAUAAAUCGCAAUUUAGACAGUGUUUUUAUUUGCAAUAAGUCUUGCGCUUCACUUGCCUCGUCGUGACUAUCUUUAGGCGCUCCAAAAAUUCUGAUUUGUCAACACUGUGGCUGAUGAGAGAGUGGUCCAAGGAAAAGUUGAAAAAUAGGGUUUUUGAUUCUGUCUAUUUUAUAUGACAGUUUAUUUAAUCAUUGGUUUGUAAUCUCGUACAGACCCCACCAUUAGUGUUGAAUAUGGAGAGAGAGAAAGUUCUCUGUCUCCAUUAUAAAGUAUUUUUUUUUUAACUUGUAUUAAACAAAUGGUUUGUUAUUAUUAUUGAAUUUUGUUAAUCGUUCAGAUGAUCUCAUCAACCUCAGGUAGAAAUACGAAAAAACUAUUCUUACUCCGUUUUUGAUAGUGUCAAUUCACUAUUAGCUUACUAUUUCCUAUUGACCUAAAUUCCCUGUAUGGUUAGAC